Mesorhabditis spiculigera is the source of this 354-nucleotide messenger RNA. The record is from the annotation of a GenBank genome assembly. Lineage: Eukaryota; Metazoa; Nematoda; Chromadorea; Rhabditida; Rhabditidae.
AUGGCUGAUUUGGGAAUCCCCGUCGAAUGCCACUUCGAACUCCGAUGGCGAAAAAGCCACAUCAUGGCCUCGAUCAUCAGCGAUCGUCCCGUUGCCGAUCUGAAGAAGUGGCCUCAGAAAUUACUCGAGAAAGACCCGGCCACUUUCACGCUGAUGUGGCUGAACAACGAGCGAUGGGUGCGUUUGAACGAUGAGGACACGCUUAUGCAAGCUGGCUUCAAUGCGGAAAAUGUCCAAGACCCGGCAAUUCUUGGGCUGGCCUUCGAUGGUGAAGCAAAUCCCGAGAUCGCUCCUCUCAGCCGUCCUCCGCCUGCUCCUCAACCGACACGAGCAGACGAGGCUGCGCGCGGAAAU